UUCAGUCAGUCAGGUGCAGACAGUUGACGUGUUCGGUUGACCAAAGCGGAAGUGUGCAUCGACUGUGUCGAUAUUUGUGACCAAAAAAGAACUGACAAACUCACAAGCGCACACACACACUUGCUCACGAGAGAGAGAGAGCGAGAGAGAAGAGCAGUGAGCAAGAGAGACAAACAAACAGCCGACAUGAAUGCCACAUACAACAAAAUCUGAGAUACGUCGGUGGAAAAUGUGAAUUAUAAUUGCGCGGAAUAUAAAAAGGGGCAACACAAAAAAUAGAGCAACAACAACAGCAAUAGCAACAAAAAGACAGCGAACGACAAUUGUCAAUGCGCCGCGCCGCGUGUGUGUGUGAGUGUCCCGACGAGCCAGUGCCUGUGUGUGUGUGUGCGAGUGUGUGAGAGAGCGAGUGCUGGGGCCCUCCCCACUCCCUGCCAACCAGUGCCCGACAAAAGUGUGAGUGAGUGCCCGUGUCCACAUAUCAGCAGCAGAAGCAGCGACAGUAGCAGAGAAGCAGCGACAGAAUCCAAGCAACGCGCAGCCAAGCAGCAGGAAAAUCAGAAGUCAACGACGACGCCAGCAGAAGAGGCCACACACAUCAGCAGCAGGAGCAGGCUAAGGAGAAGGAGCAGGAGCAGGAAGCUGCGAUCCACACCCAUAUCUAAGCACCGAAGGCCACACACAGCAGGAGAAAGACACACCGAGGCCUAGCCAUGGGCAGUGGACACUAUUUCUGGGCGAUUUUUUACUUUGCCAGCCUCUGCAGUGCUUCACUAGCAAAUAAUGCCAAAAUAAAUUUCCGAGAAAAGGAGAAAAAAGUCUUAGAUCAAAUUUUAGGUGCAGGCAAAUACGACGCACGUAUCCGACCAUCCGGAAUCAAUGGCACAGAUGGUCCCGCCGUUGUGCGCGUCAACAUAUUCGUACGAAGUAUAUCGAAAAUCGAUGAUGUGACUAUGGAGUACAGUGUUCAGUUAACAUUCCGAGAGCAAUGGACGGAUGAGCGUCUGAAGUUCGACGAUAUUCAGGGUCGGCUCAAAUACCUCACACUGACGGAGGCGAACCGAGUCUGGAUGCCGGAUCUUUUCUUCUCAAACGAGAAGGAGGGACACUUUCACAACAUAAUCAUGCCCAAUGUGUAUAUACGCAUAUUUCCCAACGGUUCAGUUCUGUACAGUAUACGUAUCUCGCUGACAUUGGCUUGUCCAAUGAAUCUCAAACUAUAUCCAUUGGAUAGACAGAUAUGUUCAUUGAGAAUGGCCAGUUAUGGCUGGACCACAAAUGAUUUGGUGUUCCUUUGGAAGGAGGGUGACCCGGUGCAGGUCGUUAAGAAUUUACACCUACCUCGCUUCACUUUGGAGAAGUUUCUGACUGAUUACUGUAACAGUAAAACCAACACGGGUGAAUACAGUUGCCUCAAAGUCGAUCUACUAUUCAAGCGAGAAUUCUCAUAUUACUUAAUACAAAUUUAUAUACCAUGCUGUAUGUUGGUCAUUGUAUCAUGGGUAUCAUUUUGGCUGGAUCAAGGCGCAGUGCCAGCGCGUGUGUCAUUGGGUGUCACCACUCUUUUGACCAUGGCAACACAAACAUCGGGCAUUAAUGCAUCACUGCCACCAGUAUCCUAUACGAAGGCGAUUGACGUAUGGACCGGCGUCUGUUUGACCUUCGUGUUCGGGGCAUUGCUUGAGUUUGCCUUAGUGAACUAUGCAUCCCGUUCAGGUUCGAAUAAAGCUAACAUGCAUAAGGAGAAUAUGAAAAAGAAGCGCCGAGAUCUGGAGCAGGCCUCCCUGGACGCCGCUUCAGAUCUGCUUGAUACAGAUAGCAAUGCAACCUUCGCAAUGGCAUCGCAAUUUCAACGCGGUGUCGGCCAACAGAAACCGCUGGUGCGCCAUCCCGGCGAUCCUCUGGCCCUCGAGAAGCGUCUCCAGUGCGAGGUGCAUAUGCAGGCACCCAAGCGACCCAAUUGCUGCAAGACUUGGCUAUCGAAAUUCCCCACAAGAUCGAAGAGAAUCGAUGUAAUAUCACGGAUCACCUUCCCGCUGGUCUUUGCCCUGUUCAACUUGGUCUACUGGAGCACAUAUCUCUUCAGGGAGGAGGAGGAUGAGUAAAUGCCGUUGCCAAUACUUAAAUUUAAUACUUAAAAAAAACCUAUAAACUUAAAAAAAUGAACAGCAAAUGUAACCGAACACACAUGGGAAAGGAUUGUACUAACCUAUUCUUUCAAUUCUUUUUCCAUUCUUUCCAAAAACUUUUGGUUCCCAUUUGGAUUAAUUUUCAUGCUCUUUUUGUGUUGCGUUUUGUGUUUUCCAAAUGAUUUGUUGAACCUCAAAUAAAAAGGACCUUCUAAGGACCGCGAACGGCUAUGUAGAAUCCAAAACAAGAGAGAGAGAGAGAACGAGGGGCGCAUUCCCCCUCAGUACAGAAACAGAACAGAGUUAUAGGCAAGGCUUCAAGGCACUUCCAUUAAAGAUUAAAAUGAUAAUUCGAAUGACGUUGGAAUGAUGAUUAUUAAAAAUUAAUUCUUAAGCUCAAUUGAUGAUCCAAAAGUGUGACUGCAUAGUAGUUAAUGUUAUUAAUAAUUAUAGAAAAAACAACACACAAACACACACACACACCUACACAACAAUUGUUUGAGUUAGACUAGUUCAAAAUAAAUUUAAAAAAACAAAUUAAAAAAUGACAAUUGAUUUGUACUUAAAAACAAAAUUUGAUAAGUUUAGCCCUAAAUCGUAAAUCCUAGGAUCAGAGGUCGAACCAUCGACCAUCUUUUGUACAUACGAAUGAAUACGAAUAAGUUUUAAGCGAAACAACCAAAACAAAUCUCUAGUUUAAAAACAAAUUCGAAUUGUGUAAAGAGCAUUGUGUAGAUAUUUACUAAGUUUAGUCGAUAAACCCGAAGCGGAAGCUAAACGAACAACUCUAGGUAAAAAAAUCCAAUAAAAUUAUAUGUUCAUUCAUCGAAAAGAAGAGAUCGAAUAAAACAAUCGUACGAAGAAAAUCAUCUGCAAAGCACACAAUGAAAAAAGUAUAAUCAAGAAGUAUUUUUAUUUUAAGGCCAAACUAAGAGAAAAUGGUUUAUGUGGUGGGUAUUUUUGCAUCCUUUUUCCUAGAACUCCUAGAACUAUACUUUGAAGCCUGCUUUCGAGUUUUGAGCAUUUGUUAAAGUAGUUUUACAAUAUUUAAUACUAUGUAAAUUAUUAUGGGAGUACUCGUUGUCCUGAAUUCUUAUUUGAUUUAAACACUAGCCUUUUAUUACAUUUUUCCUUCUGUAUUCUGGGUCCCAGCGGCUCCUUUUAGCUAUAGUUUACUUCCCCGUUUUCCUUAAGUAGAGUUAAUAAUAAAAAUCUAUAACAACUAAAACCAAUUAAACAGACAAUACAAAUACGUAAUCGAAUAUCGAAUCGGUUCGAUAACCGACAUAUAGAGCCACCACCAUAUAGAGAGUUCUUUACCAAUAAUCCAAAAAAUUAAACCAAAUUUUUUUGGUUUUUUAAGUGCCUUUUUUCAUACGAAUAAACCACUUCCAAGACAUCCCCCCUCGCCCCUUUUGAUGCACUAACAGCUUUAACUUUUAGCCAAAAAAUACUAACAAAAGUACUAACUGAAUUCUACAUAGCAACAAUAACAACAACCAAAACAAAAAAACCAGUAAGACACAUAAAAUAUUUCAACUAAAACCGAAUUUUUUUGUAAUUUUUGUAGUUUUUAUGAAUAUUUGUUAUUUCUUAAGCUUGUUUUGUCUUUUACUUUAUUCCUAAGUUCUUUGGAAAUGCUUUUCGAUCACUUUGAACUUUUGCUUUUAAUAUAAUUUCGAUAAAUAAAAGGUAAGAAGAGAAAUUAGAAAAUUACUAAGGAAAACCAAAAAUAAAAAUCAAAAAUCAAUGAAAAAUUCAAAACUUAUGCUAAUAUUUAAAAUAAAAAACACUACACAGAAAAGGGCACCCAUGCAUAAUAAUUGUUGUCAUUCAAAAUCAUAGGCAUACACAAAACUUAAAUGUAAAAGAAAAUUCGAAAUAAACUGAUAGAUCGAUAAAUAUCGAUCGGCGAUCUUUUUCGGUAAAUCAAUAACAUAUUGAUAGAUAAACAUUCAUGUUGUAAAAGUUGUGCCAAAAAACAUUAGUCGAAAGAAUAUCGAACACGAAGCGCUAUUAACGAUUAACGAUUAACGAUAAAAUUAUGAAAGAUGACUAUAGCGAUAACGAUUACACUAUGGCGAUAUUUGUAAUGUAAAUGAAAAGCUAUAGCAAGCUAGCGAAGAAGAUCAAUAAACGAUAACUACAGCGAUAGUUGGUAAUGUAAAUGAAAAAGCUAUUGAACAUACAGGGUUUUAAAAUGUGAGCAUAUAAAUGUUGAAGCAAGAAAUAGGCAGAAGGAGAAGAAUAGCAGAAAAUACUAGAAGAAGAACACGACAAAAAACACACAAUGUUAUCGAUAAUAUAUCGAUCUAAAUAAGCAAGAAGAACAAUUAGGCAUUUAUUUAUAGCGGGGGUUCCAUUAAUUGAGGGGCGUAUUAAGGGUACUUUGGUUGUGUGCUGCUUUCAGUUUAGUCGAUUCUUCGGAUUUUGUCAAUUAUCAUUUAUUUCUAUAGGCAAAUUGUUCAGCAGCAUGGCAGUCCAAUCGAUAGCACAGAUUGUAAAUACGAUAGACACAUGAGACAACUUUAGACUUGGAAGUUUUGAGCAUUAGGUGGAGUAACAAAAAUGGGAAUUCACAGACAGAAGAAAUGUUUAGAUGAUAAGAUUAACGUAUGGAUUUAGAUCUUAAGGAAAAUGGCAUUAACAAUACUAAAAGAAACAAGAAAAACUACAACUGAAGGCAACUCAUUCACACACCAAUCGACACUACCCAACACUCCUGUUCCUGUACACAGAAAUGUUCAAUCUUUGCCACACUAAAAUCGAAAACGAAUCUAAUCUCUGCACAAGAACCCAAGCGAAAAACUUUAGAUAAAGAUCAUGACACAUAUCUUCCAGCAAAGAAUUUCUCGGCCGAAGUUCUCUACAAUCAAAAGACAGAAAAAAAGAUAUUGUAUCUAAAGAAGCAAUGUAAAUAACAACAAACAAA
This is a messenger RNA of Drosophila guanche, 5061 nucleotides long. It is a transcript of the gene GluClalpha, whose product is annotated as glutamate-gated chloride channel. Gene Ontology annotation, cellular component: membrane; neuron projection; synapse. NCBI's taxonomy places the organism in Eukaryota, Metazoa, Arthropoda, Insecta, Diptera, Drosophilidae. The coding region runs from base 714 to 2105 and encodes 463 amino acids. The transcript is spliced from 12 exons. The record is from RefSeq and is a predicted model, not a curated record. Gene Ontology annotation, molecular function: neurotransmitter receptor activity; transmembrane signaling receptor activity; chloride channel activity. Gene Ontology annotation, biological process: chemical synaptic transmission; regulation of membrane potential; nervous system process.